ACAUCUUGCAUUUUUUAAAGGAGAUAUUGUCCAGUAUCCCAAGGAAUCCAAACUCAAUAGCAGCGUGAAAUAGCAAUUCAGUUCUUAAGAGACAUGCUGCCAGACUUUAGAAGACUGGUAGGCUUUGUGGAAUACUCUUUACCUGUCAAGAGCAAACUUAGAAGAUAAUCAAAAUGGGAGCACUUCUUCUUUGGUGGACUUUUUUCUUCAUGGUGUUGUGUAAAUCAUUUGCUGAUUUAAAGGACUGCCUUGACAUCGGCCUGGUAUGCCACAGUAACGCAGAGUGCAUGAAAACGAUUGACGGGACCGCCAUGUGCGUGUGCAAAAGCGGAUUCAGCGGGAAUGGAGUCCAGUGCAGUGACAUCAAUGAGUGUGUAAUCACUCCCAACCAGUGCCACAGCAAGGCAACCUGCGUGAACACUCUUGGAAGCUACAACUGCCUGUGUACGUCUGGCCACACCGGCAACGGAUUUGCAUGUGAUGACAUCAACGAAUGCCAGUCAGAGAAUGGUGGGUGUCACAGCGAUGCCAUCUGCACCAACACAGCGGGAGGCAGAACCUGCAGCUGUAGACCUGGCUUCACUGGGAAUGGGUUUACAUGCAAUGACAUGAAUGAGUGCUCCAAAACAGGGAUAUGCCACUGGUAUGCAACAUGUGACAACACCCUGGGUUCCUACAUUUGCACUUGCAAUAAAGGAUUUAAGGGCAAUGGAAAUUAUCUGUGCUUGGACGUAGAUGAAUGCAACGAGAACCCAGGAAUCUGCUCGGCAGCCUUCGGGUAUCAAGGGUGCAAAAACCAGCCUGGCUCUUACACAUGCUCGUGUGCCCAGGGAUACCAGAACAAUGGAAAUACCUGCACUGACAUCAAUGAGUGUGAAACCAACUUUUGCAGCCUGUUUUCAAGCUGCAUCAACCUUCCUGGCUCUUACAGUUGCACCUGCAAACCUGGCUAUAGUGGAAAUGGCUUGACAUGUGUAGACAUUGAUGAAUGCACUGGAGCCAAUGGCUGCCACCCUAAAGCUAACUGCAUCAACUUUCUGGGGAGCUAUAACUGUUCCUGUCGUCCAGGGUAUUUGGGCAAUGGAGUCUCCUGUAUAGAUAUAAAUGAGUGCUCUGUAGCAAGCAUGUGCCCCACUGAAGCCAAGUGCAUCAACACUGACGGCUCCUACCGGUGUGACUGCAGUCAAGGGCUUGCCUUCAAUGGCAGCAGCUGUGAAGACAUUGACGAGUGUGCUCUUAGCCGCUGCAGCCAGCAUGCCACUUGUUUGAAUCUCCCCGGCUCUUUUUCGUGCAAAUGCAACAGUGGGUUCAGCGGGAUUGGCACCAGAUGUGAUGACAUUAAUGAGUGCCUGGUAAACAACGGACAAUGCCACUCUGAAGCUACUUGCAACAACCAGGUUGGUGCGUACACAUGCACCUGCAAAACAGGUUUCUCUGGUGAUGGGGUUUACCAAUGCAUGGAUGUAGAUGAAUGCAAAGUUGACAAUGGCGGCUGCCUUAAUAAUGCCACUUGUACAAACACUUUAGGGUCCUUUUUAUGCCGGUGUGCCGGUGGAUUUCAGCUCAUCAAUGGUACCAUCUGCCAAGACAUUGAUGAAUGCGUAACAGGUUCUGGGCCUUGCCAGUCUAAUGAACAGUGUGUUAACAGCCCAGGCUCCUAUCAGUGUCUGUGCAAAAGGGGCUUUUCCAAAGCAAAUGGAAUAACCUGCAUGGAUGUAGACGAAUGCCUCGGUAAACCGUGUGAUGCCAACGCUAUUUGCCGCAAUUCGUUCGGUUCAUUUACCUGCACCUGCAAUGCUGGGUUUGGGGGACAAGGAUCCAUAUGCACAGAUAUCAAUGAAUGUAACCUCACCAGUGUUUGCCACUCAGACGCCACCUGCAGUAACUUUCCAGGAAGCUACCUGUGCAAGUGUUUAGAAGGAUUCAAUGGAGACGGGCAUCAGUGUACAGAUAUAAAUGAAUGCUCGAUUAGGAAUGACACCUGUCCCAAUAGCACUGUUUGCAUCAAUUCUGUGGGUUCAUAUGUUUGUUCUUGCUUAAAUGGCACUGUGGCAUAUAAUAGUAGCUGUGAGCUGCCAAGCCUGAGCUGCAAGCCAAUGUGCCACCCCAAAGGGUUGUGUCAUCCAGCUGGAGUCACACACCAGUGCGUCUGUGAUGUUGGAUUUGAAGGGAACGGAUUAAGCUGUACUGACAUAGAUGAGUGCAAAGAGAACAUAUGUCCAGACAAACAGACAACAUGUAUCAACACUCAUGGAUCAUUUAGCUGUGUCUGUAAGUCAGGAUUCAGCCAGAAUGGGUCAUCGUGCAAAGAUAUUGACGAGUGCCUAACAGGAGUUGAAAAGUGCAGUCCAUUUGCACAGUGUUUUAAUUCCAUCGGAAGCUACCUUUGUCAGUGCCUGAGCGGGUUCAGUGGGGAUGGGCUAAACUGCUCUGAGAGUCUUCUUUAUCCCUAUGGAAAGAAUGUGGGGGACAGGACAGUUCUCCCCACAGGCAGUGAUGUAAACUCCCCCUAUGUUUCACCUCCAGUGGGAAUCCCUUUCCUUGGAUCACUUUGGGAUAGAGUGCAUUUUUCGGAUAAUGGACUGGUUCAGUUUCAGUCCCCUCACACCAAUGAGAAGUACUCUUUCCCAAACCCACCGGAGAAUGGAUUCCAGGGCGAUGAAGGCACGCCGAUGCUGGCUGUCUUUUGGGAAGAUUCUGACCUCACUGCAGGAGAUGGGAAACUCUUCUACCAGGUUUACAGCAAACCGGACGCCCAGGACGUCUUUUCCAAAAUAGCAUUCAACAGAACCACAGGAGACGUGAACAAGUAUUUAGUUGAAAAGCGAGACAGAGCUGUAUUUGUACCGAGAUGGAUUCUGAAGAUUACAUGGGAUCGUGUGCUGCCCAUUUCCUUUCAGUCAAGUAACACCUCAGAGACAAACACUUUCCAGUGCAUCCUCACCACAGAUGGUAACCGCACGUUUGCCCUGUUGAAGUACUCCGAGAUGCUAUGGGGCCCAGGGCAAAGAGUCAACCACAGAGCACUCAUGGGAUACACAGAUGGGGUGGGGGCUUUCCACAACGACCCCCACACGCAACAGAACAACUCCUAUGGGCCUGGGGGACGGUACCGGCCAGACCAGGCGAUCGGCAACACCGGACUCCGGGGCCAGUGGAUUUAUCAACUCGACAUGCUGAAAGCCAUCGUCAACAAGGAGCCAGACUACCGUAUAAUGUGUCAGAGGUGGUACCUGAACGAGCCUGAUGCUUCCUCAUGGACUGCUGGUUUAACCCCUUGCCCCUGCCACAGCUCUCAAGCUGCUGAAGAUGCCAGCUUCACAUUGGAGGUUCUUCCUGCGCAGAUGGCAGCGAGGGUGCAGGCACUUCGGAGCCUGCAGACUGAGGGGUUCGUCUUCCAGUCCAUGCUGCCCAAUAAGUACAACGCGGGCCGGAGGUGUACCUUUGGUUACCAAGGUUACCUGAUCAGAGGAAGCAGCGAUCGCUUCUUUAUUAAUAGCCCAGCCAUCCCCUGGGUUGAGGAACACAUCAACAAGGAUCUGCUGCCCUUCGACUGGUGCUGCAUUAAAUCGUCCCAGUGCCACAUGUACUACACAAAGCGACCACAAGAAAAUUGUGAUCAUUAUACCCCCGGAGGGAUGGGCCUGGUCUAUGGGACCCUGCAUGUGAAGACUUUUGACGGGACUGACUACGUUUUUAAAGGACUGGGCGAAUUUGUCCUUCUCAGACUGUCGUCAAGCCAAGGAUCCAACAUCUUCACCCUGCAGGGACAGACGGAUGCUGUAGUGACUGAGGGAAGGCAUUCAAACGUGACAGCUUUUGUACAACUAGCGGCUUUUUAUCAGGGAACAAGCAAAGUAGAGUGGAGACCAUCUGACAGCAGGGAGGAGCUUAGAGUUCUGGUGGAUGAUGAAACAAUACAUUUAAAUACUGGAGCCAGCUAUAUGAAUGAGGACGGGUUUGCCCUGAGCUGCCCCAAGCCCAGGCAGUGCAGCCUUGUUUACUACUCAGGCUUGCAGGUGCAGGUGGAGAUGGGCAUCAGUGGAUACCUCACAGCCCUGAUUAAAGCACCACAGUGCUUCUACAACAAGACUGUGGGUCUGCUGGGCAUGUGGAACAGCAACCAAACAGACGACUUCCUCUACUCCAAUGGGAAACGCUUAGCUUCUGAAGACGGGAAGCUCCCCUCUGAAGAGGAGCUGCAGGACUUCAGCCUCUCCUGGUCCGUUCCCUCUCCCGAGAGCCUUCUUCACUCAGACCGGCCGACAAGGACAUUCCGCCUUGUCUUCACUGCAGAGCUGCUGGCUUCAGUGAGUACAGAGCGGCUGAAGGAAGUUAGUGAGAUCUGCAGAUGGAGCGAGCAGUGCAUCCAUGACACUCUAGCCACCAACAGCACAGCUGUGGGUUUGCAGACCGCACAGUACAGCCAAAGAUUCCAAAAACUCACCGUCAUAUUUGGAAGCAUGCCUCCUGUGUUUACUGGACCUUCACUUAUUCAGUGUAGACUAAACUCCACAGCCAAGGUAACGUUCAAAGCUCGGGACCCGAACAAUGACACCAUCAUCUUCUCACUUGUGUCUCCAGAGCCAGAGGGAGUGCACAUCGGGAGCGCUGACGGUGUGCUCACCUGGACUCCACGGAGCACGGCUCCAGUGACGUUGACAGUGCAGGUUAACAAUCAGCUGUCAGGCUCUGUAUUAAGCCCUGUCCUUCAGAUCUGUAACUGUACCAACGGGGGGACCUGCGACUACACCAGCGUCAUCCAGAACCACCACAGAGGAAUGUUUCAGGUUGUAGGCUGCCUUUGUCCAGAAGCCUAUUCUGGAGCAUUCUGCACUGACCCUGUCAAUGCAUGCAGAGGGAAGCCUUGUUUCCCAGGUGUAGCCUGUGCUAACCAGCCCAGUCCAGCAUUCUUUACAUGUGAUACGUGUCCUACAGGAACAGUGGCACAAGACAAGAAUGGAUAUAAGUGCUUUAUAAACAAUUUCUGCCUGCCUCCAUUCCCGUUCCCGUGCCAUAAGAUGGCUGAAUGCUUCAGUUCAGGGUAUAAGUACACCUGCAGGUGUAAGGCUGGAUUCUCAGGGGAUGGACUCAACUGCACAGACAUUAACGAGUGUGAGAACCCAGCUGCAUGCCCAAGUGCAAAAUAUGAAUGCACCAACACCAUUGGAUCAGUGAAGUGUUCCUGCAGGUAUCAGACUGCUCAAGAUGCGGACGCCUGUGGUGACUCAGAGAACCCUCCAGGGUGGAAUGUUUUCAACUGCACUUUGAAUUGGAAUUUGUUGCUCACUGCUCCAGAACACACCACUGACCAGCUUCGAGACAUCCUGGCUCUGGGCUUCCAGAACAAGUUCUACAACGCGAGUCUGAAAUCGUUUCCAGGGGGGGGUCCUGCGGUGGAGUACAGGGUCAACGUGUCCAGCGACACGCCACACUGGUAUGUCAGGGACUACCUAUCACGAGUCAGCCAGUUCUACGGCAUCGACCCAGCCACCAUCACAGUGGGAGAACUAAAUGAAUGCGCCACAGGGGAAGCAAAUUGCAGUACAGCAGCGUACUGUGAAAACACUUACGGAGGUUAUAAAUGCAUCUGCAACAGUGGUACUUAUAUGGGGUCUGAAUCCUGUGUCUAUGCUACUGCAGCUUUUCCCAGAGACAAUAGCACUGUUAUGCAGGCGGUACCCAGGCCUGAGGAUUACACAGAGCUGAUAGUGCCUCUGGUGCUGGGGAUCGGGGUCCCGCUGCUGCUGCUCCUCAUUGCAGGGCUUGUUUGCUUUUGUUGCAGGAGGAAGAAGAUAAUGAGUGGAGAUAUACCUCCAGUGCACACAGGGGUCAUGCUCAUGGAGAAUGCUCCCCCACCUUUUAACAACACAGACCCUUCCCUGCUCUACAAAGUGCAUUACUUACCUCCAAUGCAAAGUGGAAACCACGAAACUCUAGAACCAGAAACAAAAGAACCAUAA
Acipenser ruthenus (sterlet) is the source of this 5963-nucleotide messenger RNA. RefSeq names its product mucin-like protein. The record is from RefSeq and is a predicted model, not a curated record. Gene Ontology annotation, biological process: cell-matrix adhesion. Lineage: Eukaryota; Metazoa; Chordata; Actinopteri; Acipenseriformes; Acipenseridae. The transcript is spliced from 24 exons. Bases 174 to 5963 code for a protein of 1929 amino acids. Gene Ontology annotation, molecular function: calcium ion binding.